This is a messenger RNA of Acaulospora colombiana, 384 nucleotides long. Lineage: Eukaryota; Fungi; Glomeromycota; Glomeromycetes; Diversisporales; Acaulosporaceae. The record is from the annotation of a GenBank genome assembly.
GACGCCAAAGGCCUAAACCAGGUGGGAACGGCCACCGCCACAGCAAUUGAGCCAUUGAUGAUAAGGGUGAUGUUGAUGGAAAAGGGGCUGAAAGUUGGUCCAGAUUAUGGCCGGGUGAAGGAAACAGAAGAGAGGACAAGGGAGCUUACAUCCAUGGCUGGUUAUAUAGACGAGGCGCAGGCUGAGUAUGGCUGUUUGCAGAGAACAUUUUCACUGAUUUAUGUUCUCGAUAACGCUAUCCCUUCAAUUGUUCUUUCGACAGGAUGUUCAGGUGGCAGUGGCCGUUCCCAUCGAGCUUCACCGGUUUCCGGGGUUUGGCUAACUGGUACCCUGGUACCAUUUCGCUCCGAACUGCCCUCCUACACCGACCAUUCGGUUCUAUGA